CUCUCUCUCCUUUCUCACAGAGAAUUCGUUCUUCUCCGACCAAAUCCAGCCAAAAUCAGCCGCGAGAGAGAUCUCUUCAUCUUCUUCGACUCGGUGGCCGUGUUUGCGGACCCGGCGAAGCAAAGCUCCCAUCAGACCACAUCGUCGAAGGUGAGCCAAAUCGGUUAGAAAGAAGUAGAGAUAGGAGCUAUUCUGUUUUCGUGUAUCUCGGAGUUGAAGAACAAAAGGUAAACUGUGUUUUUUUCAUCGUUUAUAGGACAUGCAUGUGUGUUGAGUUGGUUAGAUUCAGGGUCGAACAUAAUGUGAUGUUUUGUGCGUUUUUGAGGUUCUCAAGUGUGAUCGUGUGAAUCAAAGAGGUAGCCACAACAAGAUUCAUCAUACAGAAGAAGAUUUAGGUAAGCUUGUGGUGAAUUUGAAUUCAUAUAAGUUGAAUCUGGUUGUGAAGAGUGUUGAUGCUUUGUUGUUCCUCUUUUUAAGUUCUGAAGAGGGUUGUACUGAAUCACAGAGGGGGCCACAGGAAGAGUCAUUCUACAGACAGAACAUCUGGUAAGCUUCUGGUCUUUUUAUUUACAUAUAGAUGUUGUUUGAUGUUUGCGAGAGGUAGAUAAACAUAGAAAUAAACCUGAGUUGUUCUUUGAAUUGCUUUCCCAUGCUGAUUAAUUUUGCAUCCUGUGAAUUGUUCUUUCUUUCUUUGAUCGCUUAUUAGUUUGUUUGCUUGUUUGCUCUAUGUAUAAUCAUCAUGUUUUCAUCUUGUUAAAGCAUUCACACAUCUCCGAUUUGAUGUUUCUUUUUGCUGAUCAAUUCAAAAAUGCAAUACGUAAUUUGAAAUCUAAAUCAUAAAAAGUCCUUUAUAUUAAAGUCGUGUUUCUUGAUGUCUGUCAUUUAUGGUGUGUCCUUUGUUAGAUAGAAACAUUAAAACAUAUACAAACAUUAAAACUUCAUAUAAACAAAUCUACAACAAACAACUACUUCCUAAAACAAUUAAAAGAAAUUAAAAGCAACAUUAAAACUUCAUCUACUUUCCUCUAUUAAAGCUUCCUUUAACUUUGUUUACUUCAUAAACUUCAUCUUCUUCAUCUUUUCUCUAACUCUUCUCUGUAUGGAUUCUCAUCAAAGCCAGUCUUCUGGCUUUGUACACCUACUAAACAGUCAACUACCUAACCAUGAAUACCCAACUCCGUUUAUGAGUUCUUUACCUAGUCCAGACCUUGGAGGUUCUGCUUCACGUGCACAAAAUGGUGAGGACCGUAAGCAAAGGUGCAAGUGGUCAAUAGCUGAAGACCUGGUCCUCAUCAGUGCAUGGUUGAACACCUCCAAGGAUCCACUAGUUGGAAAUGAGCAAAGAGCAGGAACCUUUUGGAAGAGGAUUGCCGCUUAUUAUAAUGCAAGUCCCAAGGUGAUUGGUUUGGCUAAGAGAGAGCAAAGCCACUGUAAGCAAAGGUGGGGGAAGAUAAAUGAGAGUGUCUGUAAGUUCGUGGGUUCAUAUGACGCUGCAACAAAACAGAGGACCAGUGGCCAGAGUGAAGAUGAUGUUCUGAAGGCUGCACAUGAAAUUUUCUUUAACGAUUACAAGGUGAAGUUCUCGUUAGAGCAUGCCUGGAGGGAGCUUAGGAAUGAUCAGAAAUGGUGUGGGGCUUAUGGAAGUAGUCAACAAAGCUCUGGUUCAAAAAGAAAGAGGGUGGGGGAAGAACAAUCUUUUCAGUCAUCAGCAUCUAUGCCCAGUGUCAAUGGAGAGGAUGAACCAAUGGCUAGGCCUAUGGGUGUUAAGGCAGCAAAGACGAAGGCUAAAAGGCCAAUGGGAGAAGAAGGGAAGAAUCUGCAAGAGUUGCGGCAAAUGUGGGAGAUAAAGGCGAAGGACUUAAUUAUGAAGGAUAAGCUUAGCAAGACCAAACUGCUUGACAGUUUGCUUGCAAAAACAGAGCCACUUAGUGAAUUAGAAGUGGCACUUAAGAACAAACUGAUUACUGAAAUGUUGUCAAUGUAAUCUUUUAAAAUAUAAGUAGAUCAAUGUUAGUCAAUUAGUAGUCUUUGUGAUAAAUGUUAUCAAUCUUGCUUAGAAAUAUAAGUUGAUGUGUAAUAUAAUAAUCUUUGUGAUCAAUGUUAUCAGUCUUUUAAAUAUAAGUUGAUGGUUUUACUUUUUUGUUUUUCAGGGGAAGAGAAACCGAAAUGGAAGCAAGAAAACCGAUUGUUUGUGGCCUCUCAGCAAGAGGAAUCAUACCGCCUCUCCCACAAGAAGAUACAGAUGAUGAUGUUGCGGAUAGCACACCAACUGAAGUUGAAGUGGUGGAGAUAUCAGAUGAAGAAGAAGAAGAAGAAGAUAUGGUGGAGUUGAGCUUUGAAGAAUACAUGAGAAACAUGGGGUACUUGAUUAGGGUGGAGGAAUCGGUUGAGGACAUUGAACCUGAGUUCAGAAGGAUGCUGAAAAGGAUGGAACAGGAAGAGAAGAAGCUGAGAGAGGAGAAGUUCAAGGUACUGAACUCGGGAAUCAAGCUAGAAGUAGGUCAAUCUUCUAAGGGUGAUGGUAAGAAGAGGAAGAGAAGAAGCUGAGAGAGGAAGGUCACAGACAGGCUCCUGUAUGUUGUAUUUUGGUUCUUGCAGGUCACGGAUUGUAUGACAUGCAUUUUGUAUGUUUGUGUAGUCACCAGUCACGAGACUCUUGGAUUAUUUUGUAGGCAUGCAUUUUGUAUAUUUGUGUAGUCACGAGAGUUGGUAGUCUUGUAUUAUUGGUAUGGUAGUCUUGUACUUUUGGUUCUCUUGUUCUAUAAAUUAAGAACUAAUUCUCAUUCUACAACACAACUCUUCUUCUCUCAUUCAAGAAACACAACUCGUAUUCUCUCAUUCAAGAAACACAACUCUGCUUCUCUCAUUCAAGAAACACGAACUCUUCUUCUCUCCUUUUUUAUAUUCUCAGUUUGAAUCAGUCACAUUUUUCAAAUUACGCUUGUUCUCCCUUUCUCUAUUCUCAUUUCAAACAAUUCUUGUUCCAAACGUUUAACAAAAAAAAAAUUCUCUUUCCAUAUGGCAUCUUCUUCACAAAAUCCUUUCGAGGGAUUGGAUGAUGAAAAAUUGGACGAAAAAUUUGAUCAAUAUUUUGACCAACAUUUUGAUCAAAAUUUUGAACAACAUUUUGAGCAAAGUUUCGAGAAUUUUACCAAUAAUUAUGGUAAUCAAGAAGAAGAAAAGAAAAAAAGAAAAAAACGAGCUUACAUCGAAAGAAAUCGUGAAGAGGGCGAUAUACGUUUAUGGAAUGAUUAUUUCAGUGAAACUCCAACAUACCCUGAUAAUCUAUUCCGGCGACGUUUUAGGAUGAACAAGCCAUUGUUCAUGCAUAUUGUUGAUCGACUCUCCAAUGAAGUUGAAUUCUUUCGACAAAAGAAAGAUGCUCUCGGAAGGCUUAGUCUCUCUCCUCUUCAAAAGUGUACCGCUGCCAUUCGUUGUUUGGCAUAUGGUAUUGCGGCUGAUACGGUUGACGAAUACCUCAGACUCGGUUCAUCUACAACUCGGUCAUGUUUGGAAAAUUUUGUGGAUGGAAUAAUAUAUUUAUUCGGCGAUCAGUACCUAAGAAGACCAACACCGGCUGAUCUUCAACGUCUACUUCAUAUUGGUGAGCAUCGUGGAUUUCCCGGGAUGAUAGGAAGCAUCGAUUGUAUGCAUUGGGAGUGGAAGAAUUGUCCCACCGCUUGGAAAGGUCAAUAUUCACGGGGUUCGGGGAAACCCACAAUCGUUUUAGAGGCGGUUGCAUCGUAUGAUCUAUAGAUAUGGCAUGCAUUUUUUGGACCUCCAGGUACCUUAAAUGAUAUCAAUGUUCUUGAUCGCUCACCUGUUUUUGAUGACAUAAUAAAAGGUCAAGCUCCGCAAGUCACCUUCUCUGUCAAUGGAAGAGAGUAUCAUAUGGCUUACUAUCUCACCGACGGUAUUUAUCCGAAAUGGGCAACUUUUAUCCAAUCAAUUUCAAUACCACAAGGGCCGAAAGCGGUUUUAUUUGCGCAACAUCAAGAAGCUGUCCGAAAAGAUGUCGAGCGUGCUUUUGGAGUCUUGCAAGCUCGCUUUGCCAUUGUUAAAAAUCCAGCACUUUUUUGGGAUAAAGUCAAAAUUGGAAAGAUUAUGAGAGCAUGUAUCAUACUCCAUAACAUGAUAGUAGAAGACGAACGAGAUGGAUACACUCAAUAUGAUGUUUCAGAGUUCCAACCAGGAGAAGACACCGGAAGUUCACAUGUGGAUCUCACGUUCUCUACAGAUAUCCCUACAAAUAUCGGCAAUAUGAUGGCUGCUCGAACUAGAAUUCGUGAUAAACAAAUGCAUCAACAACUGAAAGCUGAUUUGGUUGAACAUGUAUGGCGUAAAUUCGGACGUGGUGAGGACAACAACUGAGCUCGGAUGUUUCUUUCAAAUUAUUCUCGUUUAUUUUACUAAUCUUUCUUUUGAUGUUCUUUUUAAAAAUUAAUGUUUUAAUAUGUUUAUUUUAAUAUGUUUAAUUUAAUAAAUAAAUUUUCUCUUUAAAAAAUUUAAGUUAAAUAAUUUUUUUUUCUUAAGAACCCCUAAAUAAAAACUUACCAUUGGAGCUAACAAAAUAGAUGUCUCUUGAGAUCAAACUCUUAACUAUGAUUAAUUACUAAAAAAAUAUUAAGAGACCGACUUUGGCUCUAAGGGUUAAACAUGCUCUUAGAAGCUUCGAAAGGUUACCGGGAGGAUCGACGCUCACUUCACCAUGCUGAUCGUGCAAGGGGCCUGUCGGAAUAUACACAGCGGUCGCGCGAAGCCACUGCUGUGAAGCAUAAUAUUACCAGAGCUUCCAGGUCUUUGGAAGGAACAUGAACACGAGACUAUCGGGACUAAGGGAGGGGGGAGAACAGUAGGCGGGUCCUAACUGGUCCCAAGCUUUUUAUACUCAUCCUCCUCACCCUAAGGAGCAACUGCAACUCGCCAUUGACAGUGGGAACUCUAAGGAUCGGAGGUCAGCUCUGGAGCGCAUCGCGGGACCAUGCCCCCCAUGCCUUCCUGCUCAAGUUUCUCAUACUCCACCCCCUCGUCCAGUGGAGAAAAUGCAGCUCUCUAACAACAGUGGGAACUCCAAGGAAAGGAGAUCAUCUCUUGAUCGUCUCUCGGAACCACGCCUCCCUGUUCAAGCCCGUCUUGGAGGUACCUCCAGCUAGAAUUAGCACGACUUCAAGAAGUAGAAGUCCAAUACUUAGGAGAUGAGGACCGAGAGAUCCUAACACGCCGCCUCUCUCAACCUACCAAUGUUACUCUUGUCACUCACGUUAACACAUAACUGGCUGAGGAGGACCCUAUCAUUAGCGGGUCAGAAACUGUGUCUGAAGACUUGGCACCAAGGAGAAUUCACCCCUCUCUUAGGAUUGGAGCGCAGGUUUCAUCUCCUUCAAAUGCAUCUCCUUCGAAUGGUAAAAGGAAAGCUCUAGGGGCUGAGAGCACAUCUAAAGCAACAGGGAAACGCAAAAUUACCAAACAAGCUAGGCGUGUCCCCCGCAGUCCCCUUGGUUUUAACCUUAGGAAGGUGAAUGCGGUUCGGGCUCGCAACCCACCGCGCAAGAAACUCUGCUUGGAAAAGGAUAAGGGUGGGCCUAGUAACGUGGCAGCUCGCACGCGAAGCUCUAAUACAGUGAAUAUACCGAAGUCUAAGGGAAGUGGAGGGGAUUUUCUGGCCCCUCUUCCUCCGCUUCAUUAGCAAUAUGCAGCUGGAAUUGUCAAGGGUUCGGGAACCCCUCGACAAUUCGUCGGUUGUAGGAUAUCAACAAAGUAUUGAAGCCGAAUAUCAUGUUCCUCAUGGAGACGAAGCAGCAAGAUACUUUCAUCAAG
Molecule: messenger RNA, 5817 nt
Organism: Brassica napus (rape)
Lineage: Eukaryota; Viridiplantae; Streptophyta; Magnoliopsida; Brassicales; Brassicaceae
Product: glutathione S-transferase T3-like
Exons: 2
Coding region: 1100-1984 (294 amino acids)
Source: RefSeq, a predicted model, not a curated record